CUGAGACUAGCCCGCUCGCUCGCUCGCUAGCUGCCGGCGCGCCUCUUUCUCGCCUCUGUCCCUUCCUUCUGCCUCUCCCCUGCCUUCUCUUUCGUUUUCGCUGCGAGCUGCUAGUGGUCCUCCAGCGACCUUAAGAGUGACACAAGAGGGAGCCGUUUUCCCGUUAAAAAGAAAGACACACAGGAAGAGACCGACCGUAUGCUCCUUGGACUAUCUUAGCGCAGUUACCCGGCAACUAGCAAAGUUUGCAGUGGCAGCCAAUCAAAAGGCAGCAGCUGGAAGCAGAAUUCCCUCCUCCCAUCUUCCUCCAAGAAGGAGAAAUUGGAUUUAUUUGACCUCCUAAAGACAUAAGCCAUGGCAAAGGAAAAGAAGAAGGAUAAAAAGAAAAAAGGGAUCUCACAAAUAUCCAAAGAGCCUAGAACCUAUUUUCCAGAAGCCCUGUUGGCAUUUCAAAUUCAGAUUAAGGAAGAGGUCAUUGAUCAGCUUCUCGGUGAAAUCAAGCAACUGGAAGUAGAGAAUGAGAGAAGCAAAGAAAGAAAUCAGCAUCUCAAAUCUGAACAGAUUGAACACAUCCGAGCUCUACUAGCGAACCUGAAAGAACAGGAGAAGGAGCUUGAAAAAAUAGAAAUUGUUACUCGGGAUGAUGUUGAGAAAGCCAUGAUGGCCAAAUGGCAGUACAUCAAGGAUCAGGAGAAACUUAUUAGAGAUAUGCGUUUCCAGAUACAUUAUGUUGAACAGAAACUUAUCCAAAAACAAACUGAAAUAGACUACUGGACUGCUUACAAAAAUGUGGGAAGCACCGAUCACUCAACUCAGAUUCAGUUCUUGGAACAGGAUAUUAAAAAGUUGAAGGAAGAUCUUGACGAAAUGACAGAAUUUUUUAGAAUUUCUUUGGAAGAAGCAAAGGAUAAAAUUGACAAAAACACUUUGAGACAGUUGGAGUUAAAGAAAGAAUGGGCCACUGAGAAUGCUGUUAAGCACAUAGACAAGAUCAGCCGCAGGGAGAUUAAAGAAUACGAGUGGCUAAAAGAAGAAGUAAGUUGAUUUCUGCAGGACAGAAAAU
Messenger RNA from Crotalus tigris (Tiger rattlesnake), 1063 nucleotides. It is a transcript of the gene CCDC83, whose product is annotated as coiled-coil domain containing 83. The transcript is spliced from 8 exons. The record is from RefSeq and is a predicted model, not a curated record. The coding region runs from base 355 to 1044 and encodes 229 amino acids. Lineage: Eukaryota; Metazoa; Chordata; Lepidosauria; Squamata; Viperidae.